UGGGGUGUGGAAGUCCCCAAAAGUGUGAGGUGCCCCCCGCCCCCCUUUAAUUGAAUACUCAAAGUGUUGGAGGUCUCCGAAACUGUGGGGUGCCCUUAGGAUUAUAGGGACGGUUAGGAUUAUAGUAGCAGGUUUGCCUCAGUAUAUGGGGAUCUGUAUAAGAAUUGAUGCUCCAGGUAAAUGGGGAUGCUUACAGGGGAAAAUGGUACCUUGCAAAAUGGAUAAUUUCAGAGCUACAGGGCCCCAAAAAUGUGAGAUGACACAAUGGUGCCCUGGAGCUGGGGGGUUGCCCCAAACUGGACAAGUGUUCCCAGAGAACAGCAGUAUCCUUGAGUCUGGUGAUACCCAAGGGAUAUGAUGGUGGCCCUUACCAGGUGCCCCCAGGGAAGAGAGCUGCCCCAAAAACGUGGGGCACCCCUAUGACUGACAAGCAUGGAAAACUGUGAGGAUGGGGGUGCUCAAAUGGUUUGUGAGUGCCCCAGAGUAAUGGGGGUGCAUGGGGAAUGCCCUUGCGUGCAUAUUUCCCCUAAAGGCAAUAGGGGUACUCAGAGCCCCAGCAUUCGCUAAGUCUGCGGGGCUGGCACAGGGGCACGGCUCUGUCUCAUGGCAUGGCUUGACUUCGCUUAGCUUGGCACGGCACAGCCAGUGCAGGAAGGAUAUGGGACUCUGCUCUGGGACAGCCCCCAUAGCAACCCCCAACAGAGGGCAAGCCAGCCUUGCAGUCCCCCUGUGCAUCCCCCAGAUGCUGACACCACCCUUGCUCUGUCAAUGGGGAAACCGAGGCACAGAGCCCUACAUUGCCAUCACCCACUGUCCAUGGCUGUGGAGAGCUGCUGCUCUCCUGGGCAGACCGCAGCAUACAGGGGUAUCUUGAAGGAGAUCCCCUCAUCCACUGAGAGCCUGGGGACAAACUGGAGACACCAGCUGGAGACCCCUGGCGUGCAUAAUUGCAGGGAUGACAAUGAACCCCUAGGUGCACCCCCGGUGGCCUGGGACAACCUGGGACAUGAGGGUGACAGGGGGCUGUGGCCUCCCGUCGGCCUGGGAAAGGCAUCUGGAGGGACCAGGGUCCCUUUGGCUGCCACUUCCGCUUCAUGCUGGGAGAAGAUUUUGCAACAUUUCCUCCCCAGGCAGUAUAAAGUGUGUGCUGGAGGAAAGGGGCACUGGGAGGCGGCACGGCAGCAGCCGCAGGUGAGAGAUCCUCCUGCUGGUGAGACUCCUGGGUCUGGUGCUGCCCUGCAUCCCACCACACUUUGUACUGGAGCCCUUUGGGGGUGACAUCUGGAUUUAAACCUGCACCUGUGUGCUUCCCAGUGAGAAACACCUUGGGAUCAGGAGAAGACCCCACAUUUGAGGGGACGGCGACAGCAGCAAGCAGCAAAAUGGAGUCCUUGUCCUUCACUGGGGAUCUCUCCAAAAUCUUCUAUGACAACUACACAUAUGACUACAGCACAGCCAUGCCUGACACUGCUAUCUUAUCCUCUCCGUGCCGGCCUGAAAACUCUGCCCUCAACAAAUACCUGGUGGUGGUGAUCUACUGCCUUGUCUUCAUCCUCAGUGUGGUAGGGAAUGGGCUGGUGGUGCUGGUGGUGACCUCCAGCCACACGAGCCGCUCCGUCACCGAUGUCUACCUGCUCAACCUGGCUGUGGCAGACCUGCUCUUCGCUUUGAGCCUGCCACUUUGGGCAGCCUACCGAGCACACGAGUGGGUCUUUGGCACUGUGAUGUGCAAAGCCAUCUCCGUGCUGCAGGAAGCCAACUUCUACAGCGGCAUCCUUCUGCUGGCUUGCAUUAGUGUGGACCGCUACCUGGCCAUCGUCUACGCCACACGGGCUGCCACUGAGAAGAGGCACUGGGUGAAGUUUGUCUGCUUGGGCAUCUGGGUCUUCUCCGUGCUGCUCUCCCUGCCUGUGCUGCUCUUCCGUGAGGCUUUCCGCUCACCCAACAAUGGCACUGUGUGCUAUGAGCAAAUCAAUGGCGAGGACACGGCCAAGUGGCGGGUGGUGCUUCGGAUCCUGCCGCAGACAUUCGGCUUUAUCUUGCCCCUCCUGGUGAUGUUCUUCUGCUAUGGCGUCACCAUCCACACCCUCCUGCAGACCAAGAAUGCUCAGAAGCAGCGGGCCAUGAAGGUCAUCUUUGCUGUGGUGCUGGUCUUCCUCAUCUGCUGGCUGCCCUACAACAUCACACUGGUGAGCGACACUCUCAUGAGGACACGGGCUAUUGCUGAGACCUGUGAGAGAAGGAACCGUAUCGACACAGCCCUCUCUGUCACGCAGGUCCUGGGCUUUGCCCACAGCUGCAUCAACCCUAUCAUCUAUGCCUUCAUCGGUCAAAAGUUUCGCAACAGCUUCCUCAAGAUCCUGGCGCACCGUGGGCUGAUCAGCAAGGAUGCUGUUGCCCGCUAUGGCCGCACCUCCUAUGCCUCCACCUCUGGCAAUACAUCCACCACCCUCUGAGCCCCUCUGGGACCCAACCCCUGUGGGUACCAGCAGAUCUCAGCACCCCACACACCUCAGCAUCCUCAUCCAGUCCCCUGGAACAUGGCUGGUGAUGCCAUGGGGAUGGGCAGGGCCACCACUGGAUGCUGAACCCCAACUGGAAGGAGGCUUGGGUGACAAGGUGGUAGAACCCCAUUGCCAGGGGAGUGAUGUCAAGUGUCCACCCUCCCCUCUUUUUGGUACCUGUGACCCUGGGGAUUCUGUGAGCCUGCUGUGGGGAUGGUGUUUUAACCUG
This is a messenger RNA of Catharus ustulatus (Swainson's thrush), 2733 nucleotides long. Its product is annotated as C-X-C chemokine receptor type 2-like. Lineage: Eukaryota; Metazoa; Chordata; Aves; Passeriformes; Turdidae. Gene Ontology annotation, biological process: G protein-coupled receptor signaling pathway; immune response; neutrophil chemotaxis. Gene Ontology annotation, cellular component: membrane. The record is from RefSeq and is a predicted model, not a curated record. Gene Ontology annotation, molecular function: C-X-C chemokine receptor activity. Bases 1383 to 2456 code for a protein of 357 amino acids. The transcript has 2 exons.